Molecule: messenger RNA, 777 nt
Organism: Zasmidium cellare ATCC 36951
Lineage: Eukaryota; Fungi; Ascomycota; Dothideomycetes; Mycosphaerellales; Mycosphaerellaceae
Exons: 3
Coding region: 1-777 (258 amino acids)
Molecular function (GO): oxidoreductase activity
Source: RefSeq, a predicted model, not a curated record
AUGAGCCGAGACAAAACCGCCGACUUCUCAGGCAAAGUCAUCGCCCUCACCGGCGGCGCCAGCGGCAUAGGUCUCGCGACCUCCCAAACCCUCCUCGCCCGCGGCGCCAACAUCGCCAUCGGAGACAUCGACGCUGCAGCUUUAGACACCGCUCGCAAGACGCUCGUAACAACCCCAGAUGAUGAAGACCGGAUCCUGUUCACGAAACUGGACGUCUCGGAUCGAAAAUCCGUCGAUGGCUGGAUCCAGGCUGUGAUAGGGAAGUUUGGAAGGCUGGAUGGCGCGGCGAAUUGUGCGGGGGUUAUUGGACGGCAUCAUGGGACAAGGGGCGUGGAGGAGUUGGAGGAUGGGGAGUGGGAGUUGAUUAUGGGUGUGAAUUUGACGGGAAUGAUGUACUGCCUCCGAGCCCAACUCCAGAAUAUGCCUGGACCGGGCAGCAUCGUCUGCGUGAGUUCCGUCCAAGGCUCCCUCGGCUUCGCCAAACACGCCGCCUACGCGGCCAGCAAACACGGCAUCCUCGGCCUCGUGCGCAGCGCCGCCAAAGAAGUCGGCUCGCGCAACAUUCGCGUCAACGCCGUGACGCCCGGCUCGAUCCAGACGCCGUUGAUGGACAAGCGGAAUGCGCUGGAGGGGGUGGAACAGAGUUAUCACGAGACGCCGAUUAACCGCGUGGGCGAGCCGGCGGAGGUGGGGAAUUUGAUUGUGUGGCUGUUGAGUGGAGAGGCGACGUUUGUGACGGGGGCGACGUAUGCGGUUGAUGGGGGGUGGGCUUGUUGA